This is a messenger RNA of Cladophialophora immunda, 2229 nucleotides long. RefSeq lists its product as uncharacterized. The record is from RefSeq and is a predicted model, not a curated record. The transcript has a single exon. Bases 418 to 1830 code for a protein of 470 amino acids. Gene Ontology annotation, molecular function: NAD binding; oxidoreductase activity; NADP binding. Lineage: Eukaryota; Fungi; Ascomycota; Eurotiomycetes; Chaetothyriales; Herpotrichiellaceae.
CAGCCGAGAAAGAUCAAGUCUGCAAGUCCUCCACACUUUGCCAGGCAUCUCCACCUUAUGGCUCUCCAGGCAUCGGUCUCUGCACCGACAUAUACCGGGUGGCCAUUGGCAUUUACCCGUAGGGGAACGACAGGAAACAUGUGUCGGCAAGUAUUUAUUUGAACGACAAUCUUGACUAACCUUCCAUACUCAGGCAUUGAUCCCUUCAUUGACGUCCCUUUUGACCGUUACGUUUUGCCUGCCUCCUGUACGGGAUAUCCGCGUGGGAAAAUCUCCCGAACGACAUCUAUAUUACCCGGACUUCGUAAUCCUGCUCAGAAUACAAGGUGGCCGCUCUCUAACUAGCAAUCCUCUCCCGUCGCCCGAUCCGGGAAACAGAAAUUUGCUAUAAUACUAUCACACACCCAUCAGGCAGCAAUGGCGGUCAUGUCAACAGCGAACCAGUUCCCCCAAGUGGGCUUCAUCGGCCUCGGGGCGAUGGGCUUCGCCAUGUCGACGCACCUGGUCCGGACGGGAUUCCCAGUCACGGGUUUCGACAUUUACGGGCCGACGCUGGACCGCUGGCGGGCGACUUGCGACGACAUACCGGAGUCUCGCGCCAAAACGGCCAGCUCACCCGCGGAAGCGGUCAGAAACGCUUCGGUAGUGUGUCUCAUGGUGGCUAACCACUACCACGUCCACUCUGCUCUAUUCGACGACAACGGAGCGGUCCACGCCCUCCCCAAAGACUGCACAGUCAUCAUCCACGCGACGAUCCCCCCGACCCAGCCGUCGACCGUACGUGAGCGAUUGACGGGCGAAUUCAACCGCCCGGAUGUGCGAUUGAUCGACGCCCCCGUGUCCGGCGGCGUGGCGCGAUCUAUCAACGGCACGUUGACGAUCAUGGUAUCCUCGGACGACAUGAAGAACCUCCAGGAACCCAAUGCGAAGACAGUGCUCGAGAACGUGGCCAGCAAGGGCAAGACGCUCUUCCCCAUCCCCGGCGGCCUCGGCGCGGGCCAAUCGGCCAAGGCGUUGAACCAAGUCAUGUGCGGGAUCCAUAUCCCCUCCGCGUCGGAGAUCAUGGGGCUGGCGGCGAUCCUCGGCGUCGACACACAAAAGUUCUAUGACACACUGACCACCAAGGACGCCUCGACGGGGAAGAUGCCUCUGGGGUGGAGCUGGAUGUUCGAGAAUCGCGGGCCGCGGAUCCUGAGCGCGUCGCCGCCCAUGGCGUCCGCGACCGCCAUCAUCAACAAGGACGUGGGCAUCAUCCGCGACGAGGAGGUGCGGCUGGGCGUCGACCUGCCACUUCUCAACGCGGCCAGCGACGUCAUCACGCAGGUGAUGAAGACCCAUGCGGCCGCCGACGACAGCUGCAUCGCGCAGUACUACCUGGGCUUCGACUCGGACCGGGCAGACCUGGUGGUGCAGCGGGCGGGGAACCCGGUCGCGACCAACGAACAGGAGCAGCAGCAGCAGCAGCGCAUGAUCCGCACGCUGGCGACCGCGCACGCCGCGAUCCACCUGAUCUCGGCGUUCGAGACGACCCAGUUCGCGCACGCCCUGGACCUGAUGCGCCCGGAGCAGAAGAAGCAGUGGUUCAACAUCAUCUCGGGCGCCGCGGGCGGCAGCACCGUCUUCUCCGAGGUCAUCCCGCGCGCGUUCGACGAGGCCUCCGUCGAAGGCGGCAGCAUCGAGGCCGCCUUCCGCAAGUACGCGAGGGACAACUUCGGCGGCGCCGACGUCGUCCCCCAGGUCGUCGAGCUCGUCGACGCGGCCAAGAAGCAGGGCUACGUGCCCAAGCUGCUCGAGGCCGCGCUGGCGAAUCUGAAGACCCUGCUCGCCUGAUUAUUUUCCAAAAACAAACCCCCCCUUGCCCGACCAGAGAGCUUUUACGGUGGUCGAGGGGAUCUGCUAUUGAAUUUGCGGAUGGUCCUGUUCCGAAUCAGGGGGACUGCCGCCGUUGCCUCUCAUUCCCUUCCAACAAGCUCUACUCUACCCUUUCUAUCUAACAAUCUAACAAUCUGGCCAUCAACGUUGGGCGGACCAGGGAGACAGGGACGGAAGACGGCUCCAUCCCGCUGCACGACAUUGCAUUUCCUAGGGCGUUCCGCUACUUCUUCUCCUGUUGUUCCGCGCUUUCUGAGGCAUCAAACGGGUCAUUGACAACGUAUAUAUAUAUACACACAUAAAUACUCUACAUGUUCUACAUGCGCCUUCGCACGAAACGAGUCUCCUUGAUAGCUU